CCACGAAUUUAGCAUUCCAAACAUUCUACCCACCACCAUAUAGCAGUCGGUCACUGCUUAUAAUUACUCCGACGUCUCUAUCCUGCCUACAUAAAUCUAGGAUACUUCUUCUCACUCCACCUCGAAUUCUCGCAGUCGCAGUCGCAGUCGCAGUCGCAGUCGCAGCCGCUCUCAUCUUUCAUGCCUGGCUAUGGAAGUGAACAAUGGCUCGAGGGGUCCCUCCCUGCCCUCGCCGGCUGCUUCCAUAACCUCACUGCCACAACCCGCUGCAUUUGACCCCGCCGUACCCCUACGCGGCGUAGUCUUAUGCUGUACAUCAAUCCCGCCUGAUACCAGAACCGCAUUGGCCAAACAGGCCGAGCAGAUGGGAGCGCAACAUAAGUAUGACUUAACUUCCGAAGUUACACACCUCAUCGUCGGAGAAUACGACACCCCAAAAUACCGAUACGUCGCGAAGGAGCGCCCAGAUGUCAAAAUCUUGACGGUGGGCUGGAUUGAAGCCAUCCGCCUGCUGUGGAUGUCCGACAAGCACAUUGAUCUAGAGUCCCUCGAAGCCGAACAUACCCUGCCAACUUUAGCAUCUCUAAUUGUCUGUAUGACUGGAUUUGAAGACUCUGCCGAGAGGACGAAUAUCAUAAACCUUAUAUGCUCAAAUGGGGGAGAAUACCAUGGAGAUCUUACUAGAUCCAUCACUCAUCUGAUAGCUAGCCGACCAGAGGGAAAGAAAUAUAAAUUUGCCAAGGACUGGAAGAUCCGACUCGUCUCGGCGGAAUGGCUUUACGAUAGCAUACAGCGAGGGAUGAUACUAGAUGAGAAUCUAUACCACCCCGAAACCCCAGCAGAAGAAAGAGGGAAAGGGGCCUGGGUACGUCGAAAUGCGGCCUCGCCGCUUGGAAAACGGUUGAGGGAAAACGAAGCUGUCGAAGAUGGCACCCGAAAGUUGCGGAGGACCUUGAGCAGAAAGCUUACAAGCCAGAAUGAAGUUGUUUGGGGCGAUAUUGUCGGUGGUGGCAACACAUUAUUAAACAAGAAUGCGAACUCCGAGCAACCACCAAUAGGAAUACCUGGAGAUGGCCAAACCUCCCAACGGACCUCAUCUGACGAAUUAAUUUUGACCGCUGGAAUGGCCCAGACAAGUGCGCCGAUCAUCGUGAAACGUGCCGCGUUUAGCCAAUGCCGUUUCUGUAUUCAUGGUUUCGAGCCGAGAAAGGCGAAAACAUUAUCGCGACACCUUCUGUCACACGAUGGGGAUGUCCGGGGAAUCGAUGAUUGGCCUGUUGCUGCACCUCCGUUUAAGAACUAUAUGGUUGUACCGCAUGACUUUGCGGUAACAGGACUGCCGCCAACCCCCGAAGGAACUCCUGUUGUCACCGAAUGGUGGGUAGAGCGGUGCCUUGAAGCAAACGAGUGCCUCGAGCAUUCAGCUAGCUACUUCGACCUCCCCUUCUCGUCUACUUCCAUUGAUGGCUUCAAAAAUUUGGUUAUUUCGACGACUGGCUUCACUGGAUUCCAUCUACUUCAUCUUUCGAAGGCCGCCGCUAUCCUGGGCGCUACAUAUGACGAAUACUUCUCGGAGAAAACCUCCGUAUUAAUAUGUAAUGCUACUCAACAAAUUAGGGUAGAGAAGUUGCAACGGGCCAAAGAAUGGAGAAUCCCAGUCGUUUCAAUAGACUGGCUGCUAGAGUCUAUCAGAACAUGCUCAAAACAGCCAUAUAAACCGUAUCUCCUUCGGUCCAAGGCAAACAGGAGCGGUAUAUUGGAGAGAAGAUCAGCCUCUGAAGUGAUGGUGAGGAAAGAGAUAGAACACGAUGAGUUUGAGUCUCAUCAAGAUUUGCCUUUUUCGAAGAGUAUGACAUCGGAAGGAAUCACCCGUCCUGCGACGGUAAUAUCACGAGAUACGACCGCAUUCGAUAACGAUGACGACGAUGAUGAACCCACAGAAGCUGUAGGAGGGUUCCUUAUCCCAAAGAAAGCGACAGAAAAAGCAACAAAACAAGCAACAGAGCAACCAACCGAACCAACACCCCCAACUCAACCACCCCUCGACCACCACAACACCGACUCACCACCCGAACCCCUCACCGAAAUCUCCUCCAACUCACCCCGCAAAUCCCCAGUCUCCCAACCCAAGCCCUCCGCCACAACAUCUAGCACAGACAGCCAAGAAAUCAGCAGCGCAAUCACCUCUCUCCUCGCAAAAUCCAAGAACCCGCCCAACAGCGGCCCCUCCGCCUCUGGCGGCACCGAAUCCGCAGCGCAGCACCGAACAGCACGUAAGCCCUCGCGCAUCCUCGGACGCGCGCCUAGUAAUAUCUCCGUCGUGUCGCGGGCGAGUUCUGUGGAUAGCACGGCGAGUGGGGGACAGGCUGUGCAUUGGCCGGCGGGAAAGCGGAGUAAAGUUGAUAGUCUGGGGAGUCUGGCGGGGGGUUUGGUGGAGGAGGAGGGGGAGAAGGAGGAAGAGCAGCCGCCGAUGACGCAGCAGUUGCUGUAUGAGGAUGAGGAGGGGGAGAGGCAUAAGGCGCAGAUGAUUGCGAGGAUGGAGGGGAAGAAGCCGGAGAAGAUUGAGAAGGCGAGGGCGGUGACGGUGGGGAGUUUGGAGGGGGGGAGGGGGAGGAGUUUGAGGACUAGGGAGAGGGGGGUAAGGUGA
Messenger RNA from Pseudogymnoascus verrucosus, 2647 nucleotides. RefSeq lists its product as uncharacterized. The coding region runs from base 191 to 2647 and encodes 818 amino acids. Lineage: Eukaryota; Fungi; Ascomycota; Leotiomycetes; Thelebolales; Thelebolaceae. The record is from RefSeq and is a predicted model, not a curated record. Gene Ontology annotation, biological process: mitotic G2 DNA damage checkpoint signaling; DNA replication initiation; mitotic DNA replication checkpoint signaling. The transcript has 3 exons.